AGGAGGAGACAGCAAGUGUAGCUGAGCUCCGGGGUGUGUGGACGCCGCUUUGUUGCCUGAGGGGGGUGGCGGUGGAAGUUAAGGGAGUCAGGGGCUAUCGCUUCUCGGGACUCGCAGUCGCGGCCACUGCAGUCACUUCUCCAGUUAGCCCUUAGGGUAGGGGUCGCGCCGGCAGCAGCCAUGAGCGGCGGCGUGUACGGGGGAGAUGAAGUUGGAGCCCUUGUUUUUGACAUUGGAUCCUAUACUGUGAGAGCUGGUUAUGCUGGUGAGGACUGCCCCAAGGUGGAUUUUCCUACAGCUAUUGGUAUGGUGGUAGAAAGAGAUGACGGAAGCACAUUAAUGGAAAUAGAUGGCGAUAAAGGCAAACAAGGCGGUCCCACCUACUACAUAGAUACUAAUGCUCUGCGUGUUCCAAGGGAGAAUAUGGAGGCCAUUUCACCUCUAAAAAAUGGGAUGGUUGAAGACUGGGAUAGUUUCCAGGCUAUUUUGGAUCAUACCUACAAAAUGCAUGUCAAAUCAGAAGCCAGCCUCCAUCCUGUUCUCAUGUCAGAGGCACCGUGGAAUACUAGAGCAAAGAGAGAGAAACUGACAGAGUUAAUGUUUGAACACUACAACAUCCCUGCAUUCUUCCUUUGCAAAACUGCAGUUUUGACGGCAUUUGCUAAUGGUCGUUCUACUGGGCUGAUUUUGGACAGUGGAGCCACUCAUACCACUGCAAUUCCAGUCCACGAUGGCUAUGUCCUUCAACAAGGCAUUGUGAAAUCCCCUCUUGCUGGAGACUUUAUUACUAUGCAAUGCAGAGAACUCUUCCAAGAAAUGAAUAUUGAAUUGGUUCCUCCAUAUAUGAUUGCAUCAAAAGAAGCUGUUCGUGAAGGAUCUCCAGCAAACUGGAAAAGAAAAGAGAAGUUGCCUCAGGUUACAAGGUCUUGGCACAAUUAUAUGUGUAAUUGUGUUAUCCAGGAUUUUCAAGCUUCGGUACUUCAAGUGUCGGAUUCAACUUAUGAUGAACAAGUGGCUGCACAGAUGCCAACUGUUCAUUAUGAGUUCCCCAAUGGCUACAAUUGUGAUUUUGGUGCAGAGCGGCUAAAAAUUCCAGAAGGAUUAUUUGACCCUUCCAAUGUAAAGGGGUUAUCAGGAAACACAAUGUUAGGAGUCAGUCAUGUUGUCACCACAAGUGUUGGGAUGUGUGAUAUUGAUAUCAGACCAGGUCUCUAUGGCAGUGUAAUAGUGGCAGGAGGAAACACACUAAUACAGAGUUUUACUGACAGGUUGAAUAGAGAGCUGUCUCAGAAAACUCCUCCAAGUAUGCGGCUGAAAUUGAUUGCAAAUAAUACAACAGUGGAACGGAGGUUUAGCUCAUGGAUUGGCGGCUCCAUUCUAGCCUCUUUGGGUACUUUUCAACAGAUGUGGAUUUCCAAGCAAGAAUAUGAAGAAGGAGGGAAGCAGUGUGUAGAAAGAAAAUGCCCUUGAGAAAGAGUUCCCAAGCUUCUGCCUUCCUUUGUCACCUUACGUUUCAUAGCUUUAGUAUACUCAGGAAAAGAAUGACCAUCUUUUGUAGAAUGUUUAUACAUUUUUGCAUAUUUCAAUUUCCACUUAAAUUUUUUAAAGCUUUAACUGGCUCUAUAAAUUAAGAUAAGUUUGUGCUUUCCUUGAAAUGCACUUAUUCUUAUUACAAGCAUUUUUAUAAUUUUGUAUAAAUGUCUAUUUUCUCUAAAUAUUUUGCUUUCAGUAAAAUGCUUUCCAACUCUGUUUAGUAUAUUAAUUACCAGUGGAUUGGUAGAAUUGCUUUUUAUUGACUAGUAAAAGUUACUGCCUAUGCUUUUUACCUCAGGCUUAUAGAAUUAAAUAAAAAUUAGCCAUUCCAGAAAUAAAUUUUGGACUGUGGUGCACUGUGACUUACUACUUUAAGGACUGAAUGUGUUUAUCAUUAUUUUGAAGCAGUACCCACAUCCUCUUCAUAUCCUAUUAACAACAGAGGUAAAAUUAUUACUCAAAUUCAGUUAUUGCCUUUGCCGUGGCAGUUACCAUCACCUUCACCCUCUAAGAUAGCAGGCGACAUUUAAAGCCUGCUUAAAUGUCAGAAUUCAUAAAGUGGGAAUUUAAUCCGAACUUUAUACCUGAUUUUUUAGAGGUAAAUUAGCUUCUACCAAAUUAGCUAAUUAGCAUGCCAUAUUCACACUUAGAACAACUGAUUAAAGUCACUUGACUAAAAACAGAAUUUCUUUAUAAACCACUUAACAUAUUUACUCUUGUACACAGACUAUUCAAGAAAAACAAAAUGGUAAAUUUAAGAGUUCAGACAUCUUAGACAAGACUUGACUUCUGCGCUUCAGCAAGAUGUGGAAACUUUUUUAGAAGAAUUUUUGCUUUCUUUCUCUCUAAAUUUUCCUUCCGUGCUUUGAUGCGGGCUCGUUUCUCACGUUCCAGUCUAGAAUAAAAAAAGCAUAAAGCAAUUUAUACAAAAAUAUUUCCUUGUUAUUCAAUACUAUCAAAAUAUGCAUAAAUCAAUUACAUCAAAGCUUCAAACAUGCCAGUCUCUGUAUUUGGUGUGUUAUAUAUAUUAUUAAACUUGAAUAGUAAUCACUGUAAACCUAUACAAGUCAAGAGCAUCUGAAACCCUAUACCAACUAUCCCUGUUUCUUGACUAGAAAGAAUGUCCCGAUCUUACGAACCUGUAACAAACUGGGACUUAAUAAGCAUCAUCUCUUA
Molecule: messenger RNA, 2709 nt
Organism: Macaca mulatta (Rhesus monkey)
Lineage: Eukaryota; Metazoa; Chordata; Mammalia; Primates; Cercopithecidae
Gene: ACTL6A
Product: actin like 6A
Source: RefSeq, marked provisional